AUGGUGAAGUCGAAGGAGGAUGUUAUCGCGCAGUUCAACGAGGAGGUGAACAUGACUGUAGAGGAGCUCGAGGCGUGGCUGGAGGAUCCGAAGAGCCUGAAGGCGGGGACGGGCGUAGGGAUAGAGAGCGGCCACAAGAUCAUCGAGAUCCUCCGCAAGAAUCCCACCAAGGAUCCAGAAAAGUACGAGGAGGAGGACCUCGAGCACAUGCGGAAGGUGGUUGGGUACGCAAACAGGCACAUGGCACAGGAGAACCACUUGAAGGAGACAAAGACCUGCGACGAGCUCGAGAACACCAAGAGCACCAUCAGUUUGAAGAACUGGGGCCACGUGAGAAUUGAUGUGUUGGCACUCUACGCAAUUGUUCUUACACAUUCCGCAGGACCCCGUGAAGACUCUGGACGACGAGAAGGGCGAUGA
Messenger RNA from Dichomitus squalens LYAD-421 SS1, 420 nucleotides. RefSeq lists its product as uncharacterized. NCBI's taxonomy places the organism in Eukaryota, Fungi, Basidiomycota, Agaricomycetes, Polyporales, Polyporaceae. The record is from RefSeq and is a predicted model, not a curated record. The transcript is spliced from 3 exons. The coding region runs from base 1 to 420 and encodes 139 amino acids.